Jaminaea rosea is the source of this 1558-nucleotide messenger RNA. RefSeq names its product ferrochelatase-domain-containing protein. Gene Ontology annotation, biological process: heme biosynthetic process. The record is from RefSeq and is a predicted model, not a curated record. The transcript is spliced from 2 exons. NCBI's taxonomy places the organism in Eukaryota, Fungi, Basidiomycota, Exobasidiomycetes, Microstromatales. Gene Ontology annotation, molecular function: protoporphyrin ferrochelatase activity. The coding region runs from base 53 to 1504 and encodes 483 amino acids.
AUCUCGAAUUGCUUUCCACUCCACCCACUUGCUACCUCACGCCCAUCUCAUCAUGACCCUUCUCGCUCGUUCGUCACCACGAGCGGCUCUCGCGGCAUCAUCGUCAUCACUCACACGCUCAGCGCUGUCAGCGGCGACAAGAAGAAGUUUGUCAUCCAAGGCAGCACCCACUCUCGCACCCGCAGCCACGACCUCGUCGUCGUCGUCGUCGUCAUCACGCUCAGCCACCGCUUCUUCACCAUUAAACGCCCCGACACGCUCUCUUGCCACCCAUGCCACCUCUUCUCCGUCUUCUUCAAAGGGUCCCACGGGCGUCCUCCUGAUGAACAUGGGCGGCCCAGCCACGCUACCAGAAGUAGGCGACUUCCUCUCGCGCCUCUUCCACGACCGCGAUCUCAUCCAACUUCCCUGGCAAAAGCGUCUCGCACCUCUCAUUGCCGCUCGUCGCACGCCCAAGAUUGUAGAGCAAUACCGCAAGAUCGGAGGCGGGUCUCCCAUCCUGCGAUGGUCCCGGCUGCAGGGAGAGGAGAUGUGCAAGCUCCUCGACGAGAUCCACCCAGAGACAGCUCCUCACAAGCCGUAUGUCGCCUUUCGAUAUGCUCGCCCGCUGACUGAGGAAGCGCUCGACGAGAUGGCAAGGGAUGGUGUGCAGCGAGCCGUCGCCUUUACUCAAUACCCCCAGUACUCGUGCAGCACGACGGGAAGCAACCUCAACGAGCUCUACCGCGAGAUCAUGCGAAGACAGGAGCGUGGUGCACCAGAGGGCAACAUCGAGUGGAGUGUCAUUGAUCGUUGGCCGACGCAUGAGGGCUUGGUUGAGGCGUUCACUCAGCGAGUCAAGGAUGUCCUCAACACGUAUGACCCAUCUAUCCGACCUACUGUCCCCAUCAUGUUCUCGGCUCACUCUCUCCCUAUGCAGAUCGUCUCUGGCCGAGGCGACCCGUAUCCGGCUGAAGUCGCGGCUACGGUGAACGCGGUCAUGGGCAGACUGGGUUGGUCAAACCCGUACAGGGUCACAUGGCAGAGUCAGGUUGGACCCUCGGCGUGGCUGGGUCCGCAGACGAGCGAUACGGUCAAGGGUUGGGCGAAGCAAGGGUACAAGGACGCCGUCGUCGUGCCCAUCGCCUUCACGCAAGACCACAUUGAGACAUUGUAUGAGUUGGAUCUGGAGCUGGCAGAGGAGGCAGAGGAGCACGGCAUGAAGCUUAAGAGGGCCGAGUCUCUCAACGACCACCCACUCUUCAUCAAAGCUCUGGCUGACAUUGCCGCCGCCCACCUGGACUCGGUAUACGGUGGUGGUGUUCACGACAAGACGGGCGAAGUCGCACAGACAGCCACGACGGGCCAAGUCUUUGCCUGGAACCAAGGUCGUACCUCUCGCCAGAUGCAAAUCCGCUGCCCGGGCUGCUCCAACGCUGUAUGUGGCUCGCAGAAGGCUUUCUUCGGUCAGGGUCAGGUCGGAGUCGGCGAGGACCUGAUGAGGGGUAUCGGUGGGCAGGAGUGAGGAGCGAUGCGAAUGUGCAAGUCUCUCUAAUUCAAUUCAUCCGGUCACGAGCGG